GUGUUGGAGGAGGCUGAACACAGACAGCUUCCUGAUCGCAUCAGGAAUUCGAUCAAGGUGUAUCAGAGAGGGCAGGAUGGCCACGUUAAGGAGGAAGCUGGUGGUGGUUGGCGACGGUGGCUGUGGUAAGACCAGCCUGUUGUUUGUUCUGAGCAAAGACGAGUUCCCCGAAGACUACGUCCCUACAGUAUUUGAGACCUACGUGGCAGAUAUAGAAGUGAACCAGAAAUUAGUGGAGCUGGCACUGUGGGACACGGCCGGUCAGGAGGACUACGACCGCCUACGGCCCCUGUCCUACCCUGACACAGACGUCAUCCUCAUCUGCUUCUCCGUGGACAGCCCCGACUCGCUGAGGAACAUUCCGGACAAGUGGAUGCCCGAGGUCAGGCACUUCUGCCCCGGUGUGCCAGUGGUACUGGUGGGUAACAAGAAGGACCUGAGGAGUGACCAGCGAGUGUUGAAGGAGCUGGCCCGGAGCAAGAAGGAGCCUGUCCGGUGGGAGGAGGGCCAGGCCAUGGCUGAGAGGAUCGGGGCCUACCAUUACCUGGAAUGCUCAGCCAAGACCAAGGAAGGCGUCUGGGAGGUGUUUGAAACGGCCACCAGGGCCACCCUGAAAGCCUCGAGGAUGGGAUGCUUCAGCUGCCGGUGCACCCUGUUGUAAAGGUGUGUGGAAGCAGGACUGAAAAACAGAACUUGUGUUUAUGGAAGGCAACUCAGUGUCACAAGUGAAAGAAACGCCUAAAAUAUCAGGGAAAUGGAAAAAUGCAUCAGGCCAUGGAUGUGCUUGUGGGACCUAGUCUGGAGAAUCGACAUGAUCUAUAACACAAUGGACUGUUCGCUAAAAAACAGAAUUUGACUUUGGGAAACUCUCCAGAUUUUGUGUGUGUGUCUCUGUGUGUCUUUGUCUGUGUGUGUGUGUGUGUGUGUGUGUGUGUGUGUGUGUGUGUGUGUGUGUGUGUGUGUGUGUGUGUGUGUGUGUGUGUGUGUGUCUUCAUCAAACUGAGGAAUUUAAACACUCCUUGUUUUAAAAGGAGGAGGUGUAAAUUGAGCCCUUAUUCCACUACAGGGUGAAACUGCUUUAUAGGGCAUGUCUGAACUGUCAACCUUCCUCAGUCCUGGGGCAGAAAUGUGUUACAGAAAUAGAUCAAAUCAGGUAUUAUCUCUCCCAGAUUAGAUCGCAUUGUUAAUGGAGGGUUGGCAAGGGAGGUGAAGUUUGGGGGUGUAUGUGCAGUGUAGGAGGAUGUUGGUAAAUCAGGGUUUGGUGUGAUCCUCUGAGACGGCUCUUGUUUUCUGGGGUUCAGCCUUCUGCAUCCAUGUGGACAGUUUCUUGUCAGCUAAUCUCCUAAAAUUUGAUGUGCUUGUUUGCAGAGUGUUCUGAGUUAGGUCAUUACAAAUAAGGGGAGGAUUGUCAAUCUAGCAACUGGUGUGAAUGGAAAUUCCCUGUGAGAGGAAAAUAAAUUUUCAGCUUGCUACCGAAGGUGAUCGCUGUGAGAGAGAGAAAGAGUCAAAAAAUUAUUGUGUAUGUGUGUGUAGAGGAGGCUAUAUUUUUGUGUAAAUGAAGGUGAAAUUAUAAUUUUUUCAGUGUGAACAUUAAACUAUAUUUGUGUGUGCAUGAAGGCAAAAUUAUAUUUUUUGUGCGUGUGAUUGUGAAAUGAUAUUUUCUUGUGUGUGUGAAGGCAAAGUGAUAUUUUUGUGUGUGUGCGUGCCUCCGUGCGUGACGGUCAGAUUACAUUUAUUGAUGGGGCCCCAAGUUAUGGGAAGAGUAAUUCUGUUAGCGAGAUGCAAGUAGAUGGUGGCACACAUCCACUAGGCGAAUGUUUAAAUUUCAAAUUGCCCAGAUGGAACUUGUUUGUAAUUAUCUGAGUUAUUAAUCCCUCCUUCCCUCCGUUAUCUGCAGCUCAGUCAGUGACAGAGUGGAAUUGAGUUGCCUUGACUUGUAAGAUUUGGGCAAACAGGCAGUCAACCAUCCAACAGUGAUGUGAGACCGACCCCUAUCCUUGCUGCAGCUUUGACUCAUGUACUUUGGAAGGGGAGGUGAGGAAGUUGGUGGGUGGAAAGGGAUGUAUGGAUAUAGGAGAGAGAAUAUAUGAAAGACUUUCAGCAUGUUGGAUGAAGAUAAUGUAUAAGACAGGGCUCAAAUACCAGUCAAGUUUGAAUAUUGAUGAGAUUUACUUGAAAUCUGAUUUAUGGAAACAUUUAGGUUGGAUUUUUUUGAUUGAUGUUGUGGCAUUAAUAGUCUAAAAUAAAAUGAUUACCAAACAGAAAAUCUAAGAUCUAAAAAUUUCAAACAGUCGCACUGGAAAUAAUUCAGUGUUGUGCUGACAGAGUAAGGUUUCCACCCCAUGAAUCUGUUUGGAUCAACAUUUCUGCCUCAAUGCUGAACAAUGAUAUUUUCUGAGAUGAAUUUUAUUGUUUUGUUUUGCCAGUUCUUGAUAAUUAAGUCUACCUCCUGUUAGAGGAUCUGCAUCUGUCACUGUUAAACUUUCAUUCUUACUUCACAGAGGUAAGAAUGGUUAAAAAUUACCUUUACCUCUAAAUGCAAAUUGUAAAUGGUGUGGUGAAGGAAAGCUCUUGUAUUUAUCAAGGGUCAUUAUUGUAUCCCAUAGGAUGUUCUGAGAACUUCCCACACAAUGAAUUGCUUUCAAUUUGUGAACCAUCAAGGCUCACAGGUUCGCAUGUUUUUAGCUCCAGCCCUUUAUAAUUCUGCCUUGCACCUAUGAAUCUAAAACAACUGAUAGCAACACAGCCUAUCCAACUGUCCUGUUCACAGAUUACCCCUUAUUUUGAACACUUGGCCACCGCACCUUCCUUUGAGACACUUUUGUUUUUGUCCCAGAUUUCUAGGAAAGCUCGUGGGAGCUCAGCUUGUGAGUUGAAGGGUUUGAGCAGGACUGUGUGCCUCUCAAAGGGGGAUGAUAACAUUGAAAUUGUGCAGGUUAAAUUGUAGUUAUGUGUGACUCAACAUGCCCUCCCCCCCGCCAUCCAACUGUCCUGCACAUUCUUCCUGCCACCACCCUUCCUGGUCCUGUGGUAGGAUUGGGAUUUUACUAAGAGUUGGCCAGUCAGCUGCAAUCCCUAAUGUGAAACUCUAAUUCUGACAGGACAAGUAAGCCUCCCACAGUCAAAUAGUCCGCAGACUCUCCACAAUGAGUGACAAUGGCACAUCAUUAAAAAAAAGUGCCUUACGGUAUGUGAAACUUUUUGAGAUGUCCAAGGGAUGCAAAAGGCACUAUAUAAAUAGAAACUCUCUUCAAUUCAAACAGAACAGUGAUAGUUACGUGGCACUGUGGAGUGUCUGGAACCUAUGGGAUUAAAUCUCAUAUACUGGGGACAGCACUCUGUGAACACACACUGCCAUAUUCUGGUGCAGAUGCUUCAAGAAUAUUUAUUUCAAAGUAUCAUUUAAAAUUUUAUUUGCUUUAAGAAUUGUGUAAACAGCUGAUUUUUUUCUCUCUCAGUUAAUACUGAAUGUAAAAGACUAAACUGAAUG
Molecule: messenger RNA, 3490 nt
Organism: Stegostoma tigrinum
Lineage: Eukaryota; Metazoa; Chordata; Chondrichthyes; Orectolobiformes; Stegostomatidae
Product: rho-related GTP-binding protein RhoB-like
Exons: 1
Coding region: 77-661 (194 amino acids)
Biological process (GO): small GTPase-mediated signal transduction
Molecular function (GO): GTPase activity; GTP binding
Source: RefSeq, a predicted model, not a curated record